Molecule: messenger RNA, 2285 nt
Organism: Oncorhynchus tshawytscha (Chinook salmon)
Lineage: Eukaryota; Metazoa; Chordata; Actinopteri; Salmoniformes; Salmonidae
Product: serpin H1
Exons: 5
Coding region: 187-1407 (406 amino acids)
Biological process (GO): collagen fibril organization; negative regulation of endopeptidase activity
Cellular component (GO): endoplasmic reticulum
Molecular function (GO): serine-type endopeptidase inhibitor activity
Source: RefSeq, a predicted model, not a curated record
AGGUUUUUACAUUUGCAUAGCCCAUUCCCAACUUCCAGAAGUUUCUUUUCCAUGGUCUAUAAAGGCCAGAGAAAAAAGUGUAGGAUCAGUCAACAGACGAGCGAACCCAGAGAGUGAGGGCUGAGAGAGAUCGUGCCAAGCUCUGCCAGGCUUCUAUAGCUGCUCAACAACCAGAAGACAGAAAGGAUGUGGGUAACCAACGUUGUAGUUCUGUGCCUCCUGGCCGUUGCGGCCUCCGGAGAAGACAAGAAGAAGCUGAGCAGCCAUGCCACCACCAUGGCUGACAAGAGCGCCAACCUGGCCUUCAGCCUCUACCACACGGUGGCCAAGGAGAAGGGCCUUGACAACAUCCUGAUAUCCCCUGUGGUGGUGGCCUCCUCCCUUGGCAUGGUGGCUCUCGGGGGAAAGGCAUCCACCGCUUCCCAGGUCAAGUCUGUCCUCAGCGCUGAUGCCCUGAAGGAUGAGCACCUGCACACAGGCCUGUCAGAGCUCCUGACUGAGGUCAGCGACCCAAAGACCCGGAACGUCACAUGGAAGAUCAGUAACCGCCUCUACGGCCCCAGCUCGGUCACCUUCGCCGACAAUUUUGUGAAGAGCAGCAAGAAGCACUACAACUAUGACCACUCGAAGAUCAACCUCAGGGACAAGAGGAGCGCAGUGAACUCCAUCAACGAAUGGGCGGCCAAGUCGACAGACGGCAAGCUGCCUGAGAUCACCAAGGAUGUGCAGAAUGCUGACGGAGCAACGAUCGCCAACGCUAUGUUCUUCAAGCCUCACUGGGAUGAGAAGUUCCAUGAGAAGAUGGUAGACAACCGUGGCUUCCUGGUGACCCGUUCAUUCACAGUCUCUGUUCCCAUGAUGCAUCGCACCGGUCUCUAUAAGUUCCAUGAUGACACAGAGAACAGGUUGUUUGUGCUGGACAUGCCACUGGGCCAGAAGCAGUCCAGCCUGGUGUUCAUCAUGCCCUAUCACCUGGAACCCCUUGACAGGCUGGAGAAGCUGCUGACCCGCAAGCAGCUGGAAACCUGGAUGGGCAAGAUGGAGGAGAGGGCCGUGGCCAUCUCUCUGCCCAAAGUCAGCAUGGAGGUUAGCCACAACCUACAGAAAACUCUUGGUGAACUUGGUCUGACCGACGCUGUGGACAAAACCAAGGCCGAUCUGUCCAACAUCUCCGGCAAGAAGGACCUGUACCUCUCCAACGUGUUCCACGCCUCUUCAAUGGAGUGGGACAUCGAGGGGAACCCCUUCGACACCAGCAUCUUCGGAAGUGAGAAGCUGAGGAACCCCAAGUUGUUCUAUGCUGACCAUCCCUUCAUCUUCCUGGUGAAGGACAACAAGACCAACUCCAUCCUCUUCAUCGGCAGAAUGGUGCGACCCAAAGGAGACAAGAUGCGUGACGAGUUGUAAUAGUUAAUGGACAGUUUGAGAGAUACGGUUACUGAUUGAAUCAUGCCAGGAAAUAGUAUGUGUAUUAUGGUUUGACUGUUACUCCAAGAACACAUUCCAAUAGGGCAUCUGUGGACUGAAUAUCUAGACCUACUAUUGUAUCAGACACAUUAAGCACUCCCAGGGAACAGGAGUCUAUUAUCGUAUGACUGUUACCCCAAGAACACAUUCCAAUAGGGCAUCUGUGGACUGAAUAUCUAGACCUACUAUUGUAUCAGACACAUUAAGCACUCCCAGGGAACAGGAGUGUAUACAUUCAAAUAAAUGCUGUUUGGCCUUUACAAUGCGCCAUAAUCAAUAACAUUGUCAGUCUGCAUUUCAAUACAUUUCAGGAAAAAUCCGAACACCACAAGUGCCUUUUUAGAGUACCUGAACAUUGAAUAGCAGACGACCCGACAGCAUGCUUAUAUUAAGUAUGAUCUCUCUGAUUUUUGCCUUCCAUAAAAUCAGACAUUUUCCACCAUUCUUUUCACCAGUAUAGGUUUGGCUUCUCUCUCUUAUUGGGUUUGUGAUAUGCAUGAUUAGUUGCAUUAUCUUUAAUGUUUAAAGAGAAAAAGUUUGUUGCACAAGUGUACUACAAGCUAAUUUCAUGUCAUACUAUUUUCCACUUUCCACCCUGCAAAGUACAUUUCUCAUGCUUUCAGUUGUUUUUGCCUCCCAGCUGCACUGAAACUGUUCCUCUGCAAUCUUUGAUUUGAUUGAAUUAUCUAUGCCAUUUGCCAACCAAACUGUAUGACUGUUGUAGGCAUUUACCACUAAACCUUGGAAUGUUGCCAUAAUGCAACGUGGUGUCCUUUUUGACUCUUUUUUUUUUUCAAUAAAAAGAAACCUAAAAUAAA